AUGGACGGGUCCACAAUUUCACGAUGCAGUGCGGAUGCAGGAUUAUUUCCUCCCAGUCCAACCCCAGCUCAGAAGUGUGGCUGCCUUUUUACCAACAUCAAUUUCCCUGAUUUAGCCUCUGACGGUCAAGUAGUUUUCAUUUCAAACCUUGAGCGGCAGAUGACGGAUGAGCAAAAGGCUGUUUGGAUCCCGAAGGCGGAAAGAUUCGAGAUCUUAGGGUCAUAUGCACAAACUGAGCUCAGUCAUGGCUCGAACGUGCGAGGGCUUGAAACAACUGCUACUUUUGACCGCGCGACGGACGAGUUCAUAAUCAAUUCACCAACGGUGAGCAGUGCCGAGUAUUGGAUUGGGGCCACGGGGAUCUGGGCCACCCAUUCGAUAGUUGUCGCCCGCCUCAUUAUUGAUGGGAAAGAAUAUGGCAACCACCUCUUUCUCACCCAGUUACGCGAUCUUGAGACUCACAAAUUGCUGCCGGGAGUAGAGAUCUACGAACUUGGUCCCAAGGUGUUCCAGGGCAUGGUUGGGGUCCAUAAUGGAGCUAUGCAGGUCCACAAUGUCAGGAUCCCUCGAGAUCACAUGCUGGCGCGGAAUGCCCAAGUGUUGAGGGACGGCACCGAUAUUCCACCAAAAAAUACGAAGCAUUCAUAUGGCUCUAUGAUUACCGUUCGCGCAAUCAUGGCUGAAAUUACCGGUUACGAUUUGCUGAGAGCUAGCAGUAGCGUACCACUAUACGAAUUUCCCGUCAAAUAUCGCCUUCUUCCAUUGCUUGCCAAGGGAACCGCACUCGUGCUUGUUAGACAAGAUAUCAAUCGAGCUUUCGAUGAAUACAGUGAGCUGGUCAUCAAAACGGGGAACACCUCGCAACUUGAAGAUCUGCAUCUGCAAACCGUGGGCGCGAAAGUUUACUCCACUGAUAUAACUGCGAACGGCGUCGAAACUUGCAGAAUCGCGUGUGGUGAUCACGGGUAUAGUGCACUGUCAGGCUUCGGCCAGAUGUACGCUCACACUGUCAAUGCUGUCACGUAUGAAGGAGACAACUAUGUGAUUGCUCAACAAGCCCCGCGGGUCAUCCUGAAACAUUACAAAGCAAUUCUUAGAAGACCGGAGAGCAGCAGCAAACUGAACGUGUCUUCUGAAUCUGACUGGUUUGAGCCAGAUAACCAACAAUGGGUGCUCGAGCGCCGGCUACCGACCCUAGUCAAGGCUCAUAUGGAAGCCAGUGAUGUGAUGCUGGUAGAGAUACCAGUUUCACUGUUCACGAGCUCACCAUGGCACAUUGCGAUUUCGUCUACUGGCGAGGAUUCUGGGAUUCUCACAUCUGCCUAUGACAAAGCGAUCCAAACUCUGUCGGACUUCUCCAAAGCCAUCAUAGACGCGUAUGGCUUCGCAGAAUUCGAGAUGGAUAGUGCAUUGGCAAGGGCUGAGAUGAAUCCAUAUGAAGCGCUAGUUGCGGGUCCGAAAAAUAGCGACAUGAAUAAUAUGAGAGAUGUUUGGCCGGUAGAUUCGAGAAGGACAUGGGCCAAGUUGGAUGUUGAGGAGAAAGCGAAGUAG
Blastomyces dermatitidis ER-3 is the source of this 1551-nucleotide messenger RNA. RefSeq names its product acyl-CoA oxidase. Gene Ontology annotation, cellular component: peroxisome. Gene Ontology annotation, molecular function: FAD binding; acyl-CoA oxidase activity; fatty acid binding. Lineage: Eukaryota; Fungi; Ascomycota; Eurotiomycetes; Onygenales; Ajellomycetaceae. Bases 1 to 1551 code for a protein of 516 amino acids. Gene Ontology annotation, biological process: fatty acid beta-oxidation using acyl-CoA oxidase; lipid homeostasis. The record is from RefSeq and is a predicted model, not a curated record. The transcript is spliced from 5 exons.